This is a messenger RNA of Austrofundulus limnaeus, 1770 nucleotides long. It is a transcript of the gene cd8b, whose product is annotated as cd8 beta. Lineage: Eukaryota; Metazoa; Chordata; Actinopteri; Cyprinodontiformes; Rivulidae. The coding region runs from base 215 to 847 and encodes 210 amino acids. The record is from RefSeq and is a predicted model, not a curated record. The transcript has 7 exons. Gene Ontology annotation, molecular function: MHC class I protein binding; coreceptor activity. Gene Ontology annotation, biological process: regulation of immune response. Gene Ontology annotation, cellular component: cell surface.
GUGUAGUUGUAAAUUCAGAGUAUACAGUAAAUGUCCAUGCUGGGGGCCCCCAGCGCUGUGGGCCAAUCUGAUCCUGUGUGGGGUGUUACCUUGAAGCCCGAGGGCCUCGUCAGCACAGUUUCCUCAUCCUCUCUGACAGACCGACUGCAGGAACAGAAAGUAUCAGCACCUUCCUCCAGCUACACACACCUAAACACACCAGCGAGUCGACACAAUGAUCUCCCUGCGACUGGCGUGGACUUUACUGAUGCUGCCGGCGUGGACCUCUGGUUCAAACCAUUACCUGCUACACGAACCUGCCAAAGUCCUGUACCCCGCCAUCGCCAGUAACGAGACUAUUGAGUGCGACUGUCGGAACAUCGCCUGUGACAACGUCUUCUGGUUCUACACGGAUCCCAAGAAUGUCAACGUACAGUUUGUGGGAAGAUGCAACAACGCUGAUCGUGUCACCCAUGGUGAUUCUGUGGACAAAAAUCGUUUUAUACUCAACAAGAGGGGCAGCUCGGCCUUUGUGCUGCGCAUCAUCGAUGUGGGGGAAAACGAUGCAGGGAUUUAUUCCUGUAUCACAAAAGACUCCAGAACCAAGACAGAAAUGUACAACCCUGGGACAUGUCUGCGGCCAGGAGAGACCCCUCCAACACCGUCUCCCACCGAGAAGAGUCCCAAACCAAGGUCCUGCCCCUGUUCCUCGAACAAUCUCCCUCAGGAUGGCUGUCACUCCCUGGUUCUGUGGCCCCUGAUCGGACUUGUUGGGGGCUUGGCUGCAGGUCUUCUCUGCGUGCUGUAUUACUUCAGCCGGCUGCCAAAGAAAUGUCACCACCACUUUGUGAAGAAGAGGCUGACCUAGAGGAACGCACCUGCAGCUUUUCUUUAACUCAGGACRCUGAUUCGCUGAAGCCUUUUUAUCCUGCGGAGCUCCAACAUGAAUCGCCCUGAAGACGUGAAGCUCCUCUGCAAUGACGUAUCUGCAGCUGUGUAAAAUACUGUCAUAUAAUGACAAACUUAUCUUGAAUAUUUUUAAAAGGAUGACGUUUGUGUUUAAAACUCUGUUUUCAACUUUUAUACCUGAUAAAAAGGUAAAUGAUGUCAUCGUUUAUUAAGGUGCUUUGUUCAUUUCAUUCCCUUCAGAUUAUUGUUGGAUUAUGAAAGAAACAUCUUGUUUGUGCCUCUUACACAAGAAUCAGUUUGUUAGCUUUGUGCCUGAAUAAAAUCUAAAUGUCAGUUUUAUUUAUACAACAUAAAAACAACUGAGCUUGACUAACUUUACAGUCAAACCAGACAAUAAUACAACAAAAAACAAUCCCCCCCCCCAAAAAAAAAACCCAAAAAAUAACAUGUAAUAAAACAUGUAACUUGUGAUAAAAGACAGCUAACUUAGAUCUUAUCUGCUAAAAUCUUCUACUCUGUUUAAACCAAAGGUCCAUAUAAAACAAUGAGACAUCAGCAGGGAUUUAAAGAUCUCUGGAGUUUGAGUUGUGUUUAUGGAAAAGUUCAUCAUUUCACAAGUUCGCACUGGGACAUAAAGACAAACUGUCUGCUUGAUCGGAGCGUCCGUCUGUUUAUUUGCAGGCAAAAAUCUCAUCUCACCAACUUUCAGAAAUACUUGUUUUCUACAAUGUUUCCUUCCUUUUGUAUUUGUCUUGGAGUUAUGGUAUGUGUUGUGUUAACAUGAGCACCUUGGAGAAAAAAUGUUCUUGUUUUGUUGUUGGUUUUUUUUAAUGUAAUGAUGUUUAAUCAAUAAAGCUCUGUGGUGAAAAGUAUACAAACCAG